CUAGAUACGGCCCAGUUCCCCGCCGUCUUCUUCCUUCCUUCCUCUGUCUCUUGUCCUUCGAGCGAUCUCCGUCCGUCCCUUCCAACGGCGUUGGAACAGAGAGGAAGGAAGGAGACCAUGGGAAGUGAAGCGACCAAGUACAGAUGCGUGCAGUGCGGCCAUGGCAUCGGAACGCUGUUCGUCCAGUACUCUCCCGGAAACAUCCGAUUGAUGAAAUGCGAACGUUGCAAAUCAGUGGCUGACGAGUACAUCGAAUGCGAGCUCAUGAUUCUGCUGAUCGAUUUAAUUCUGCACAAGACCAAAGCUUACCGGCAUCUCCUCUACAAUGUGCUUCUCCAAGAAACUGUCGAUUGCGAGGAUGAUUUUGGGAAUGCCGAGCAGGGGCUGCUGUGGAAAUCGGCACUGGGAUUUCUUGCUUUGGAUGCUUACAGGUGUUUGAUAUUAGCGGAAGCAGAAGGAGGAGGCUUACCUUCUUUCACCUGGAUCUGUCGCAAGAUAUUUGCAGAUGUGUUUGUCGGCAAUUUCAUCCUUUUUUCCGUAUUUAUAGUUGGGGUGAGAUCUUCUCUCACCAUCCAAGCUGAAUUAUCCAGGUGGAAGGACCUUAUGCUCGUGAUUCUCAUCUCCAGCUAUUGGAAGAUUUUCCUGUUUGCUAUGAUGAUUUGGGAGUUCCCUUCUUCUGUAGUAUUCAUUGUGGAUGCUUUUGUUUUAUCAUCAAAUGCGAUCGCAUUGAAAGUGAUCACUGAUUCAACCACAAAAAGAUGCAUAAUGGGCUGUUUUGCUGCUCAUGCGGCCAAGUUCUUAGCUACACAGCUUUGGAAGUGGUGCUGCUCUCGAGUGGUCUAAACAUUAGCUGCAAAUCAUUGAGGAUACCUCACACAAUCGUUGGAGGCUGGCUUCUUGUUUACUGGAAGGGAGUAAAACCAAGCGCAGCAACAAAGUAUUCUCUCCACGAGUCGGGGAGAGAAAGUAAUACCCUUCAAGCACGUCCAAUUUGUUAGCAUUUGGACAUGGAACAGGACCGGGGAAGGCGCUCUUCCGAUUCCACUGCUGUGAAUCCAGAACUACCAACGCCUUGGUCAUAUUUGGAAUCAGCAGUCAGACUUGAUUAGCGAGCCAGCGAAGUGAGCGUACAUACAAUACAAUAGCUCAGACAUUGAUUGUUCUGACUUAUUCCUUUCAAAGGGUAUCCAUUGCUGGGACACAGAUGUUAUGUUCGGUUAGCUUCCAUGCGGUAUCUGACGCUCUUGUAAUAUAUAUAAUAUACUACGAGAAAGUCGUGUAUAUUGCGAGAAUAAUAUUUCGUAUGGGUUGUGCUGAA
This is a messenger RNA of Punica granatum (pomegranate), 1318 nucleotides long. Lineage: Eukaryota; Viridiplantae; Streptophyta; Magnoliopsida; Myrtales; Lythraceae. The record is from RefSeq and is a predicted model, not a curated record.